Morchella sextelata is the source of this 1062-nucleotide messenger RNA. RefSeq lists its product as uncharacterized. NCBI's taxonomy places the organism in Eukaryota, Fungi, Ascomycota, Pezizomycetes, Pezizales, Morchellaceae. Bases 1 to 1062 code for a protein of 353 amino acids. Gene Ontology annotation, biological process: DNA-templated transcription. The record is from RefSeq and is a predicted model, not a curated record. The transcript has 3 exons. Gene Ontology annotation, molecular function: zinc ion binding; DNA binding.
AUGCGCGUUCGCAUCUGGUAUUGUCUUUAUUGCCUCGAAACCACCCUGUGCCUUAUUACCGGACGUCCUUGUGCCAUUCAAGAUAGGAUUUGCAGUGCGCCGUACCCAUCAGCCCUAAACGAUGAGAUAUUGCCAGCUCAAUACAGUGACGUCGCAGUGCUUGAUGCGUAUUUCUCCAAACACCAAACGCUUAUGGCCAUUUCUGCGGAUAUGCUGUUCAUUCUAUAUUCUGAGAAGAGUUUUCGCGAUAAAAGUUGGUCUCAAGUACAAGACCUGAUAGUAAGACUGUCAACAAGCUUACAAAAUUGGAGGAUUCAAUUGCCACUUGCCCUCGAUUUCUUCAAAGAAGAGACUGAUACGGUUUUCAGGCGUCAGAGAUUAAACCUAGCUUUUCAGUACUAUACAAUUCUUAUGCUCACCAACAGGCCAUGUCUCUCAAAGACUUCCGCUCGUAAAGAUAGUACGCCUAACGAGUCCCUGGAGUUUAGAGAAUUCAGCAAAACAAGUCAGGAUCUAAUUCCCAACUCGCCGUGGUGGUGCCUUAUACAUCACCUCAUACCCGCAAAUAAGAUUAUUAUGCUAGAGAUGGCCGACGAAAAUCUACAUACCCCCGAAUAUAGAGCUGCUUUACUUGAAGACUGUAAAAUGGUGCUUGUUUGGCUGAGGAGUAUGUCAAAAGUGAACGCGGCCCUCCGGAGACACAGCUUGGAGCUUUCAGACCAGCUCAAACAAGUCGUGCCUGGAAUCGAUGCACAACUUGAGGAAGAAAUAGUUGAAUCUGGGACUCAAGACGUUACAACUCAAUCUAUUUCAUCUUCUGCGGAGUAUACAGCUUCUACUUUACCUCAAGCUACGGGAUUCGGAGAUAUGCGGUUUGACAUAUAUGGAAAGACCUGCUACACUACCGAGUAUCAAUACUUCAAUUCUGCGAGCGCAUUAUUAUGUUCUUCGUCGUACCAACCAGAUCGAGACUCGAUAAUGAUCGAAUCACCUAGUUCAGGACAUUCCCGUCCACGAAAUAGCCCCCGGGUUGAUAAUAUGAGUUUGUGGCUAGAUACAUAA